GAAUCAGUUGAAAUCAGUGCCAUUUUAUAUUACAUUUUAUAAAUACUGAAUAAACUCGUUGAUUUGUUUCUCCGCGAUUUGAUUAAUGGCAACCUGAUGUCGUCUGGAUUUGUUUUGGAUCUGUCUUGGGGUUUCGUUAACAGGUUGUUAACCUCUGACUCAAGAAACUACAUGUGAAGUCUGGGGUAUUUCUUAUCGUUUUGUUAUGAUAAAAAAAUAUUUUUAAAAUUCUUAAUUAUGAUGGACGAAGCUAAAUCUUACCUGGGACUUGAUUUCAGUACUCAGCAGAUAACACCAAGACCUCCUAGGUUAAGAAUAGGUGAUCCUGUCGCUCUUCAUGCAUUCAUAGAGAUUUCAAGAUGUUUAAUAUUUAUUGAAGCUACAAAAUUUGCUGAAAGCUAUAGUGGUAAAUGAUGAAUUGCAAGUUACACAUCAAUCUGCUGUAAAUUUUGAUUUAGACCUUCCAGAAUUCAGGACUCAUGGUGGUGUUAUAGCUCAUGAGGAUAAAUUGUCUGUAUGUGCCCCAACAAUAAUGUGGGUAAAAGCAUUAGAUAUGCUUCUGGAGCGAUUAAAACUCGAAGGAUUAGAUUUUUCAACUGUGGUGUCAUUAUCAGGGGCUGCUCAGCAACAUGGAAGUGUGUACUGGAAGCGGGGAGCUGAAGAGAUACUCAGCAAAACAUCUCCUGAAAAAUUCUUGCAUGAACAACUUCAGGGAUGUUUUAGUUUAAGAGAUUCGCCUGUGUGGAUGGAUUCCAGUACUGGUACUCAAUGUUCUGAAUUAGAAUUAGCAGUUGGAGGACCGUUAGCUUUGGCAAAGUUAACAGGUUCUCGUGCUUUUGAGAGAUUUACUGGAAACCAAAUUGCUAAACUUUUUCAAACAAGGCCUGAUGCUUAUAACAAUACUGAAAGGAUUUCUUUAGUUAGUAGUUUUGGAGCAUCACUAUUUCUUGGCAAAUAUGCCUCAAUUGAUCUUAGUGAUGGAUCAGGAAUGAAUUUAUUGGAUAUAAAUGAGAAAGAUUGGUCUGAUCAGUGUUUAAAGUCGUGUGCUCCAGACUUACGAGAUAAGCUUGGUGUACCUGUACCCUCUUGCACUGUUUUGGGUUCGAUUUCUUCUUAUUUUGUUGACCGUUAUGGGUUUUCUGAAGAAUGUAAAGUUGUUGCUUUUACUGGUGAUAAUCCAGCUUCAUUGGCUGGUACUCAAAUGAAAAAAGGUGAUAUAACUAUGAGUUUAGGUACAAGUGAUACAUUGUUUCUUUGGCUAACUGAACCAAAAUCCACUCUAAAUGGACACAUACUUUAUAAUCCUAUUGACAGCAAUCAGUAUAUGGCUCUAUUAUGUUUCAAAAAUGGUUCUUUAACUCGUGAAAGAGUAAGGGAUGAAUGUGCUGAAGGCUCUUGGCAACUGUUUAAUGAUCUUUUAGAAAGUACUCCAAGAGGAAAUUUUGGCAACAUUGGUAUGUAUUUUGAUGCUUUGGAAAUUUUUCCUGCUGUUGUUGGAGAUUACAAAUUUAAUAAAAGUAAUGGUUUGGUCCCUCGUUUUUCAAAGGAGGUUGAAGUACGUGCAUUAGUUGAAGGUCAGUUUCUAGCAAAGCGAAUACAUGCUGAAGAUCUUGGUGUUACAAUGGAUUCCUCUUCAAAAAUUAUAGCUACAGGAGGAGCGUCAACAAAUAAAUCUUUAACUCAAGUAUUAUCAGAUGUAUUUAAUUCACCUGUCUACACAUUAGAAAAUGCAAAUUCUGCUUGUUUUGGAUCAGCUUUACGUGCAAAGCAUGGACUUCUUGGAGAAGAUUUUUGUUUCCAUGAUAUGUUUUGUGAGCCACUUGGCAUUCAUUUAAGUGCCUCACCUUCUAAAGAUGCUGCUCAAGUUUAUGGAUCAAUGGCUGCUCGAUACAGGAUUCUUCAAGAAAAAGUAUUGAAAUUGCAGAACUCUUGACUUAUGAGUAGAUUAAAAGCAUUUUUACUGUGUGCAAUUUGUUAUUCUCCAUGUUGAUAUGCUUUAUAGUUUUUGAGAAAUGAAUACUAUUUUAUUAUCUAUUUUAGAUUUUUUACUGUUAUUACAAGUUCAAUAUUUUUAAUGACAAUCUUAUAUAAACAAUGUCUGAAUUAAAUAUACAAAUGUUACUAUUUUUUCUAUAUGUCUUAAAAUUCCAUGUUGUAGUAAUAAAUAGUCACUGUUUUAAAUAUUUAUUAUAAGAUUUCUUAUGUUUUUUUUAAUAAAAUGAAUACAAGUUCAUCUUUAUAAAUGUUUUAAUUAUGAGAUAUAUACUUUUAAAAAGUCUUUUAAACUAAAGAAUAUUUAUUUGCUAAUUAAAAAUGUCUAUAAUACUAAAUAUGAAAUCUAAUUAAAUGAAGAAGAAAAAGAUGUAACUAUUUACAAAUUGUACAUUUUGAAAUACCAUAGAGGGCUUGAUUAAAAAUAUUAAGAGUUAAAAAGACAUAUUUGAUACCUUGUACAUACUUAUUGCUUUUGAAUGAGAUAAGUUAAGUGUAAAAUACUCUUACAACCACUGGAACCUUUUUAAUAAUAAAACUUUGGACGAGUAAUACUCCUACCUAUCUACUAUAAUGUACUGUAUUUCCUAUAAUAAGUGCUGUGUAAUGAAGAACUAAAGUAUGAUUUUCAAAAAAAUUUUUUUUUCAUUGAAUAGCUUUUUAUCUAUACUCACAACAAAGCUGACCAUUACUAAGGCUAUGUUAGCCCCUUAACAUAAUUUUCAUAGAGUUUUACCAUGUAAAGAUUUUAAUUUCUAAAUUUGGUGACAUUUUAAAAUUAAAAGUGAUGCAUGUUAAAUAUACGUAUUUAGAAUAUUAUACCUUUACUAAAUAAUAGUGACUAUUUCUUAUAUUUAAAUUCAUUACAAGCUGCACUUUUUAGUAAUAAAUUUUAAACUGCGAACUAAAUAAUUUUUGAACAAAUAGAAAAGUGACAUUUCUUUCAAUAAUAAAUACUGAAUUACUCUGAUACUGUGCCUAUAUAAACAAUGUGCCUAUAUAUACAAUGUAUGAAACAAUAAUAAUCAAAAUUAUUGUUUGUUUAUCGCCUGCAAUAAAGCAUUUGUGGAAGGAAAAAAAUUUAAAUUAGUAAAAUUAAUUAUCAAAUAUUGAUGUGUGAGGUGUCAAACCAAGGUUGCAAAAAAAAAUUUUUUUUUCAAAUAUGUAUAUAUUUUAUCUUAUUAUUAACUAGCUUAGUAAAAUAAGUAAGUCAAGCUGGUUUUAAUUUUUAUUUUCAAUGUGCACUUUUGAAGUUUUUUCAUAGGAUAAAUUUAAAAAAAAUUUGAAGAGAAUAAAAUUCUUUUUGUUUCUUAUACACUAACUAUCAAGCAUCAUACUCAAAACAAAUUAUUAUGCCAAUGAGUUAACUUAAAUGAACAUUAUACAGUUAAUUUUUGAAUAAUUGCAAAUUUAGUAUAGUAACUGCCAUUAAUAAAUUGAGAACAAGAAUUGUUUUAUACUUAUUUUUUUAUACUUUAUAUGCUUGCUGCAUUCUAAAUUGCUAUAAUGGAUAAAUGAAGGACUGCUCAAAGAAAUUUAUGUAAUGGUUAACUUUGAAAAUUUUUAACGGUUAGUUAAAUUUUUUCUCAAAUUUAGCUUACCUCUUUCAUUUAUCACUUUUUAAUUAUACAUAUAUUCUUUUUAUGAAGUUCUAAAUUGUAGAACAAGUUGUGAUGAUCUUACAUUACAUUAAAAUUUGUUUAAUUGAAAUAUAAAUUUAAAAGCUGUAUGAAAUCCAAUGUUUUGAAAAUUAUAAGACCACUUGUUGCUUUACACAAUUUUUAUAAAAAUAUUGUUGAUUGUUAUACUUUAUAAUGACGUUGAUUAUUUAUUUCAUCACAAAAAGUUUUUUUUAAGUGAUUUUGAAUUAACUUAUCCUCACACAAGUUAAUUUACUUUGUUUUAUUGAAUAAAGGAAGAAACUUUUUUGUUUUUACAUAGAUUUAAUCAGCAAUUGUGCUUAACAAAUUCACAAUAACAUUUUAUAUGAACUAUCCAUUUUUCUAAUAAGUGAUUCAGUUACAAACUUCACUUUCGCAGAAAAAAAUCAAUAACAUAUCAAUGUACAAAGUUUUUCUCAUCUUCAUCUACAUUUUCUAAUUACAAUUUUUAUUUGCAUAAUAUUUAUGUGUUUUUUAAGUCACAAUUAAAAUACUUUAUAACAUGGUUUAUUCUCACUUUUCCUUUUCUUCUCAAUUUUUCUUUAAGAAUCGCAGCAGAUUUUGCAAAUUCUGCGGAUUUCUGGAUUUAUAACUGAAAUCAAUGGUUUACAAUAAAAUAUAUAUUAUAGUUAAUUUGUUAUUGCCAAAUAAUCUAUUAUACUUUUAAAAUACUUUUUCCUAAAAUGUAAAAUUUUUAACUCAGAUUGUUGUUUUUGAUGUUGAUAUAUUUUAGUUUGUACAUGUUAAAUUUUUGAGUUGAAAUUUAAGAACAAAUGAUUUGAAAAUUUGUUGAUUAAGAAUAUUAUAUUGUUGUAAACAUUUCUAUUUUUUUUGUAAAAUGAAAUUAUUCUCAGCUAUUACUCUGAUCAUUUUAUUUUAAAUAAAAUAUUAAAUUUUAAUUUUCUUCAUUUGAUUUUUCCCCUUGUAGUAACAAAAGCAUUAACUUUUAUGAUUGAUUGAAUAUUCUAAUAUUUAAUAUUUUGUUUAUUUUCAUAUGAAAAAAAACUUAGAUAAGCAAAUAGUUAUUAUUUUUAUCAAGUUGAAGUAACUUUUUUUUUUAAUUUAAACUUUCUUUCUCAUCAGAAAAUUUCCUUUUGUGUUUUUUUCAUUUCUAUUAUUUCAUUUCAUUUCAUUGACUAUUGUGGUAAAUAAAGGUAAUGAUAAAACAGGGACAUUCUUAUACUACUUUAACAAAAUUUUAAAUACAUUUUUAUGCAUACUUUAGGAAAAGUUGAAAAAAUAUCCAUAUUUUUGUUUGACAAAAACACUUCUUACAAAAUUAUAUAUUAAUCAAUGUUGCUAGUAAAGAGAAAUGUUUAAGUUCUGUUAUGUCCUAAUAAAUAUUUUGUUACAUCAUUGAUAUUUUAUUUCGCAACAAUUUUUGUUUGAGAUGAAUUCUUUGACUGAAAUAUUUGAUAGAAGCUCCGUAAAAUAUGAUUUAUUAUUUUAUCCCAUUUCUUGAAAAAUAAUAAAUAUUUCCAAAAGAAUCUUUUUAGUAUUUUUGUGCAGAUCGAAAGUGUAGUUAUUAAAAAAUUAUUAUAAAAGCUCAUGUUUUACUUUUGUUAUUUUUUUAAGAAUUUAUUAUAUAAUAUUGAAAUGUUAUCAUUGAUUAAUAAUUUCUACUGAAUAUUUUGUUUUUCAAUGAAUUAGUGAUUUCACAUCCUGAGUUAUUUAUCUAUUCUUUUUAUUGCAUUGUACAAUGCCUGGUGAAAACUUAAGUAAUUUUGAUAAUUUAAUGUAGUUCAAUUUUUCUGAAAGAUUAUCAAGUUUUUCCAUUAGAAUUUGUUUUUAGAAUUCAUGUGCUGAUCUGAAUAUAAAAAAUCUUUGUAUUUUACUUUUUUUAUUUUGUGCCAAAAGUUUAAACAGGCUCUCUCUUAAUUUAGUUUAGUGCCAUUAAUCUACUUAAAGAAUAUAUUUGGAUGUAAUAAUAUUUCCUUCAAAAUUAACAUGAUUUUCCUUUAAGCAGAUACAUUCUAUUAUAUGAGGUUUCUUUCUCAUACCACAACUAUUCAAGUGAAAUCUUUGUAUUUAUCAACUAAAAUAUUUUUUAUUCUUUUGAAGUUUUUUUUUUAUGUUAUUACCCAUACUCCAAAUAUCAUUGCUAUAAAUAUUUUCAUUGCUAUAAAUAUUAGAAAUCAUAUGCAUUAAAAAUGUGCCUAUCUUUAACAAAUAUUUUUGCGAAAGCAAGUUGCAUAAAAAUUGAGUAAUAUAAGUGUUGUCAAUCUCUUUCAAGUUAAACUUGAAAAUUUUUGUAAUUUUUUUACUGCAUUUUAUGAAUUUUUUUCUGAAUGUUUAAAGAAUUCAUGAACUCUAUCAUGUUUUUGCAGUCUAUCGGAGGAAGUUAUAAAUUCUAGCAAAAUACAGUUGUUGCAUAAUAAAAUUGUGUUACAGUUUUUAAUUUGCAUUUUGCAGAACUAAUAUCUAAUGUGUUUUUUAAUUAUAAUGGCCUCAUGAUUAAAAGAGUAUUUUUACUGACUCUUAUAAAUCAUCCAUAGAAGGAAAAUUUGGUACUCCAAUAAAAACACCGCAUUAAAUGCGUACACAAAAAUCUUUUCAAUUUGUGCCAGAAUUUAGCACUCUCAGGUUGUCUGCAAAAAAGAAGUACACAUUCCUUAUACUUACAUUUUUUUCUUGACUGUUGCAUUCCUGUUUGAAGAUGAGCAAUGUAUUAUUUUAUAUUCUAAAUUAGAAAUAUGUUACUUAAAAUUGCAUAUUUCAUUGCAAUAGUAUUUUAAUGUGUAUUUAUCCUUAUAAAAAUAAUAAAAAAUGUUUAUCUUUCUUGUUUAGUGAUCUAUAUGUGCAGUAUUCAAAAAGUUAUUGUUUUUAAGACUUCACUUUGAGUUGAAUGUAAGAAAAGUAUGCAAGGAAUAUGUAAAAGUUGCCUUUAAUUUCUAAAAUUAUAACAUUCCAGCUUAUUAGAUUUAAAAUGUGAUAUUUUAUGCUCAUAUUUGUAAGUGUCAUUAUAUUAUAUGACUUGUAAAUUUCAUAAUUUUGCUAUUCCAUAUGAUCAUGUAAAAUAAAAUUUAUUAUUAAAAGAUAUAUUUUUUAA
Messenger RNA from Parasteatoda tepidariorum (common house spider), 6702 nucleotides. The record is from RefSeq and is a predicted model, not a curated record. NCBI's taxonomy places the organism in Eukaryota, Metazoa, Arthropoda, Arachnida, Araneae, Theridiidae.